This is a messenger RNA of Penicillium daleae, 195 nucleotides long. RefSeq lists its product as uncharacterized. The coding region runs from base 1 to 195 and encodes 64 amino acids. The transcript has 2 exons. Lineage: Eukaryota; Fungi; Ascomycota; Eurotiomycetes; Eurotiales; Aspergillaceae. The record is from RefSeq and is a predicted model, not a curated record.
AUGAGCACCAACGCCGCCUUCACAAUGGUGAUGGCCGCGAUUCUGAGCAGCGGCGCAACCGGCGCCGCGGCAACGGAAGAGGCCUUGGCGGUUCAUCGUAGAAAGCUACGUCGCCCCGUCAGGGUUUCUCUUGGAAAUGGAGAGGAUGUUCUGAAUGAUGGCGAGGAGGAGGAUGAUGAUGAUGAUGAUGGAUGA